AUGCAUCAGUUCUAUGCCCUCACCCCAGAUGGCCUCUUAGAUGUUCCAGCCAGUAUUACCAACCAGAAUACAACUGCUGCCGCUGGAACCAGCUCUUCAGCCUCCACCGCCAAUUGUUCUCCUGGCGCUGCAGACUCCAGCCCCAUGGGAUUCUUUAAGCCGUCAGAACCAGAACCGCCCAGCCAGAAGGCAUCGGUUGAUCCGGCCGCGAAAUUCCUCGGCGAGCAUGCCAAUCUGAUCAAUCUGGACAACCUCAUCACGCCAAAACCUGUGUGUCCUGUCAAGAGUGAACCACCGAAACCCUCGCUCUUCGACCUCAGCUCCCCAACCUCUCAACAGUCACCC
Molecule: messenger RNA, 345 nt
Organism: Dibothriocephalus latus
Lineage: Eukaryota; Metazoa; Platyhelminthes; Cestoda; Diphyllobothriidea; Diphyllobothriidae
Source: the annotation of a GenBank genome assembly